Orbicella faveolata is the source of this 1236-nucleotide messenger RNA. RefSeq lists its product as uncharacterized. The record is from RefSeq and is a predicted model, not a curated record. Gene Ontology annotation, molecular function: arylformamidase activity. Lineage: Eukaryota; Metazoa; Cnidaria; Anthozoa; Scleractinia; Merulinidae.
GUUUAUUUAUUUUGCAUUUUUGUAGCAGGAAACAUGAAAACUGUUGCGUUCUGUGUACUCGUUUGGUUUCCACUGCUCGCAGAGUCAGCAGUAGUACCAUACAUUGAGCUCUCUUAUCCAUUUAACAAUGAGACCAUCUACUGGCCCACGGCAGAGAGUUUCAAACACAUCAAAGUUUUUGAAAACUUCACAACCGCCGGUUAUUACUACGCAUCAUAUGACAUCAGCGCCUCAGAACACGGAGGCACUCAUCUAGAUGCGCCGAGGCAUUUUGCUGAGGGAAAAUGGACAGCAGAUGAAAUUCCUCUGGAUCGGCUUAUUGGACCUGCAAUUAAGAUAGACAUAUCCACGAAAGCCGCCCAGAAUGCCGAUGCCCAAUUGACGCCUAGUGAUUUGCAAGCUUGGGAAGAGAAACACGGGAAGAUCCCGGAUGAUGUGAUAUUGCUGGUAUUUACCAACUGGGGAAGAUAUUGGCCUGACCGGAAAACGUAUCUGGGAACUGACACAAAAAACACCUCACUGCUACAUUUCCCAGGAAUACACCCUAACGCGUCUCGCUGGUUGGUUAACAAUCGUAAGAUUAAGUUGGUGGGGAUAGACACACCUUCCAUAGAUUACGGUCAAUCAAAGCUGUUUGAAACUCAUCAGAUUCUUUAUAAAGAGAACAUCCCUGGCCUGGAAAAUGUCGCCCACAUGGACAAGCUGCCAGUAAAAGGGUUCACAGUGUAUGCUGCACCGAUGUUCAUCGCCGGUGGAAGUGGUGGGCCGUGCAGAAUAUUCGCCCGCUUGGAUGAAGACGAAAAGAAAGAUUGCAUUGAGAGUGGCGCUAUCAGGUUCCAGGGCGAGGCUAUGUUUCUGGGAAUAACUUUGUCUUUGUUGUUCGGAUUCCUGUAGUGUUUUUAAACUUGAGGCAGACUUCGUCCCUCUUGUUUGCAACGUUGAUUUAAGCAUUGCCACGGUUACUGGUGUUAACGAAGCAAUCUGCUACUCCCUAAAUAGAUACGCUUAUCGAUCCAUUGAACAAUCGYGGCCUUUGGUUUAGUUGGUUUUUUAUUAUUACUAUCAUUUAUUUUUAAUUAAUAUUUUUUUUUGGAGUGCUGCCAAAUCAAUGUUAAGCGUAGGAGCCCCUCUGAUUUCACCGCCUACUUGCAAGAAACUAAGCUCGUAAGAAAUUAAGAAACUAACUACAACAAGCUUUUCACCCAGUUUAUCAUCCAAAUAAAAUCUCUGCACGAC